Aspergillus campestris IBT 28561 is the source of this 1065-nucleotide messenger RNA. Its product is annotated as homoserine kinase. Gene Ontology annotation, biological process: L-threonine metabolic process. Gene Ontology annotation, molecular function: homoserine kinase activity; ATP binding. The record is from RefSeq and is a predicted model, not a curated record. Bases 1 to 1065 code for a protein of 354 amino acids. NCBI's taxonomy places the organism in Eukaryota, Fungi, Ascomycota, Eurotiomycetes, Eurotiales, Aspergillaceae. The transcript is spliced from 3 exons.
AUGGCUUCAUCUUUCGUCAUCAAAACGCCCUGCUCCUCGGCCAACAUCGGCCCUGGAUUCGACGUGAUUGGCCUGGCUCUAUCUCUUCACCUGGAGCUUCGUGUCACGGUCGACUCCUCCCAAUCCUCGUCGCAACAUCCCCUCAACUGCGUGAUCACGUAUGACGACCAAAGUCAAAGUACUGAGAAGAUCAGCCUAGAUCCCGAGGUCAACCUGAUCACUCGAGUAGCUCUAUACGUACUUAGGUGUCAUGACCAACGGGCCUUCCCCGUGGAGACCAGUGUCCAUAUCGUAAACCCCAUCCCCCUGGGCCGUGGCCUCGGGUCAUCUGGCACGGCAGUGGUGGCUGGUGUGAUGCUGGGGAAUGAAGUAGGUCAACUGGGGCUAAGCAAGGACCGCUUGCUGGAUUAUUGUCUGAUGAUAGAACGUCACCCCGAUAACGUCGCCGCCUCGCUCUUCGGAGGCUUCGUCGGAACUUACCUGAACGAACUCAAGCCCGAGGAUGUGGCCCGCAAGGAAAUCCCGCUGAGCGAGGUGCUUCCCGCCCCGGCUGGCGGAGUCGAUACGGGGAAACAGCCCCCGGAGCCCCCGCUGGGCAUCGGCCAUUACAGAAAGUUCCCCUGGGCCAAGGAGAUCAAGACCAUCGCCAUCAUCCCCAACUUUGUCGUUCCCACCGCCAACGCCCGAAACGUUUUGCCAACGUCGUACUCGAGGGAAGACGUCGUCUUCAACCUCCAACGCGCAGCAUUGCUCCCCGCCGCCCUGGGCACCUCCCCGCCCGAUCCAGACAUGAUCUUCCUCGCCAUGCAAGACAAAGUGCACCAGCCCUACCGAAAGAACCUCAUCCCAGGCUUGACGGAAAUCCUCCAGUCCAUGACCCCCAAGACUCAACCCGGCCUGCUGGGCAUCUGCCUUUCGGGUGCUGGCCCGACUAUCUUGGCCCUGGCCACGGAUCGGUUCACCGAGAUUGCGGACCGCAUCAUCGCUGGGUUUGCGGCUAAUGAUAUCUCUUGCAAGUGGAAGCUGCUUGAGCCUGCCCAGGAAGGUACCGUCGUGCUGUAUUAG